UUUUGUGGAACAGCCUCAACACGAAUUACCUACCGCUUGCCCUGCAACGGCGAUCGACUGUGGUUGCCAACACCCCAGCGCCAGGACCUGUCUCCAGGAUCCCGGAAUCGCCCAGCACCACCGCCAGCAUCAACAUCAAACCCAGCCAAUCCAGCCAUCCAAACAACAGCGGCGGCGGUGCAGAUAGCCACAGCUGGAGGCAGCCAUCCUGGCUAGACAGGAGCCCCUCGACCACCACAGACGGAUCCGGAACCAUGUCGAUGAACACCACCUACGACGCGCCCAGCAUUAGCAUGGACAACCCGCUGACGCAGCUGGUCAAGGAAGGCUGGCUGAUGAAGCGGGGGGAGCACAUCAAGACCUGGCGCCAGCGCUACUUCAUCCUCUACUCCGAUGGACGACUGACGGGCUACCGCAGCAAGCCGGCAGACAGUGCCAGCACAGCCUCGGAUUCACUGCUCAAUAACUUUACGGUGCGCGGCUGCCAGAUCAUGACCGUAGAUCGGCCCAAGCCAUACACCUUCAUUAUCCGCGGCCUGCAAUGGACCACGGUCAUCGAGAGGACAUUCGCCGUGGAGUCGGAAUUAGACCGCCAGCAAUGGACGGAGGCCAUCCGUCAGGUGUCCAGCCGGCUCAUCGAUGUGGGAGAGGUGGCCAUGUCGCCAUUGGUUCAGACAGACAUGUCCGACGUUGACAUGGCUGGCGUUGCCGAGGUGGAGCUCUCUGAGCAGUUCUCCGUGCAGGGCACCACCUGCAACAGCAGCGGCGUUAAGAAAGUGACUUUGGAGAAUUUUGAGUUCCUCAAGGUGCUCGGCAAGGGCACCUUCGGUAAGGUUAUCCUGUGCCGCGAGAAGGCCACCGCCAAGCUGUACGCUAUUAAAAUUCUCAAAAAGGAGGUCAUCAUCCAGAAGGACGAGGUGGCCCACACCCUGACCGAGAGUCGUGUUCUCAAGUCCACAAAUCAUCCGUUCCUCAUUUCACUCAAAUAUUCGUUUCAAACCAACGACCGCCUGUGUUUCGUGAUGCAGUACGUAAACGGAGGCGAGCUCUUCUGGCAUUUAAGCCACGAACGCAUCUUCACCGAGGAUCGCACCCGCUUUUAUGGGGCAGAGAUCAUUUCCGCCCUGGGAUACCUGCACUCGCAGGGCAUCAUUUACCGCGACUUGAAGCUGGAGAAUCUUUUGCUGGACAAAGAUGGCCACAUCAAGGUCGCCGACUUCGGUCUGUGCAAGGAGGACAUCACCUACGGCCGCACAACGAAAACCUUCUGCGGAACACCCGAAUACCUAGCUCCAGAAGUAUUAGAUGACAAUGACUAUGGCCAGGCGGUGGAUUGGUGGGGCACCGGCGUGGUUAUGUACGAGAUGAUCUGUGGUCGUCUUCCUUUUUACAAUCGUGAUCAUGAUGUGCUCUUUACAUUGAUUUUGGUGGAGGAGGUCAAAUUCCCACGCAAUAUUACAGAUGAGGCGAAAAAUCUGCUGGCAGGCCUUCUGGCCAAGGAUCCCAAGAAGCGAUUGGGCGGUGGCAAGGAUGAUGUCAAGGAAAUUCAAGCACAUCCCUUCUUUGCGAGUAUUAACUGGUCAGAUCUGGUGCUGAAAAAGAUACCGCCGCCUUUUAAGCCUCAGGUCACCUCCGAUACGGACACAAGGUACUUCGACAAGGAGUUCACGGGAGAGAGUGUGGAGCUAACGCCGCCGGAUCCUACCGGGCCGUUAGGCUCCAUAGCCGAAGAGCCGCUUUUCCCGCAGUUCAGCUACCAAGGAGACAUGGCCUCCACGUUGGGCACCUCGUCGCACAUUAGUACUUCCACCAGUCUCGCAUCGAUGCAAUAGAACAAGUUUACAAACUUUUACAAGCACACAUCAUGUUCUGCUUCAUCACCUAUUACUAUACUAUACCUAUACCAUAUAGAAAUGGGCAAAAGAAAACAAAAAGCAAGAAUAUAUUAAAUAAUAAUUAUACCAUGAUAACGAAGGCAAGCAAAGGGUUUUCUUGCUAGUUUAUAUACACCAAUAAUAAGAGAAUUGAAUUGAUAGUAACUUAUUUUUUAUAACGAGAAAAGGGAACGUUAAACGAAAAGGCAGCAGCCUUAGCCGAGGAAAAUAACAAUAUUUACUACAUAUGAUUAUACACAUAAAUAUAUAACACUUGGGCAUUGCGCUAAAAGUGAUUAGUUAAUUUUAAACGCAAGCAAAACAUUUCACUAAGCGACUCAGAGACGCUGCGUUAUAGAGUAGUAGGAUUAGGGCAUGCAUCCUACUAGACGCAUCGUCUAAGGGCCGCUUGAUCUGAAUGUUUAUACAGAUACAGAUUAUUCACGCAGACAGCACUCACGCAGACACUUAGCAUAUAGCAAACAUGAAGUUAAGUUAACUGAACAGCAACAAAUCGAAAUACACACAUUCAACCCCGCCCCCACAUGCAAAACUCGUAUAUAUACAUUAUUUAUACUCCAAAGAAGCAAAAAAGAAAGAAAUAAUUACGAGUUAUAUAUAAUGUUAAAAUUGCCUCUAAUGUGCUGUGCUUUAUGCAAAACUACAACAACAGAAACAAACAAACUAAUAGUUAAUAAACAACGGAAACUUACAUCAAUGCAGUUUAUAGGCGCCAAUAAUUAGCAAA
Molecule: messenger RNA, 2622 nt
Organism: Drosophila suzukii
Lineage: Eukaryota; Metazoa; Arthropoda; Insecta; Diptera; Drosophilidae
Source: RefSeq, a predicted model, not a curated record